AUGAAUUCUUCAAGAUAUUCCCUUUUCAGAGUCACAAUCUUGUUAGCCUUUUUCAUCAUUGCUUCAGAUUUGUGCAUGAUGAAGACAGAAGCAAGAGGACCCAUUUACAGAAUGCCUUGUGAUUCUGAUAAGGAAUGUCAGAUUGGGUGUCACAAUCCAAACUGUGGGUGUGCAUCCCAGUGUAUCGAGCAUGUCUGCCAGUGUCCACAUCCAGCUUCCACCGUCACUGAUGUCAUCACUCCACCGGCACCACCCUCAAACUGA
This is a messenger RNA of Sphenostylis stenocarpa, 264 nucleotides long. The record is from the annotation of a GenBank genome assembly. NCBI's taxonomy places the organism in Eukaryota, Viridiplantae, Streptophyta, Magnoliopsida, Fabales, Fabaceae.